GUUGGCAAAUUAGUACGAGGAAAUUCCCAAUCAAAUCCCAUCUCACCACGAAAACGAGGGGAUUCAAAAGGUCACUCAGGACUCAGGUCCACUCCAUACGCAUCUGCUUCUCUCUGUGUGGAACUGUGAGUGAGGGAGAGUAAGUAAAAACUCUUCGUAUUACUAACACACAAACUAAAGAAAAAGAAACCCAAUUCCCAUCUCUCAAACACUAAAAAGAAGUCUUUCACUGUUGAACCCACCAUGAGCUCUCCCACCAAUUCCCAACAAGAACACCACUCUCAAGACCCAAACAACAUGACCACUCAAAAUCAAGAUCAAGAUCAAGAUCAAGAUCAACAAAACCCACAAUCUCAAGAUCCCCAAUCCCCACUAACCCUAACCCUUCAAAUUGAAGACCCACAAAACCCAUCUCACGAUCAAACCCCAGCAAUCCAAGACGAACCAACCCCACUCUUCUCUCCCAAAACCACCACCGCCGACUCCCACUACCACGUCUUCUCUCGCCGAGCCCCAAAGCGAAACAAGAAGAACGCCCACAAGCGCCGAAUCUCUCUCGAAAAGUCCCAGAAGAAAUUCAAAGCCCUAAUCGAAAUCCUCAACCCAAUUCCCUUUUUGCCCUCUAAAACCCUAGACUUUCUGAGCCACGAGAAGCUUCUAAGGCGCCUCGGUUUGUGGGAUUUCGUUCAUAUUGAGUUCGAUAGGUCUCUCCGCACCGACCUUCUCGCUCAGCUCAUUGCUAAUUACAGUUCCCAGGGUCGUUGUAGUUAUGUUGAGUCGGUUCGUGUUAAUCUCAACCGUGCCGAUCUGGCUCGGGCGUUGAGGUUGCCGUUGCCGGUGAAGAAGGGCGCCGCCACGUCGGUGGUGGAGGUGGACUCGCUGGGGUCGGCGGAGGAGAUUGGGUUUUUGGAGGAUUUGGUGUCGAAUUGGAUUCUUUUGCACGAGGAUACGUGGAUGAUGCCAAAUGAGGUGUUGAAUUGGACCAAGGUGAUUAAGGAAGGGAAUUUUGAGAAGAUGGAUUGGGCUAGUUUGAUUUGGUUUAUGGUCGAGAAGGAGCUUGUGCAAUCGCCAAAUCUGGUUAAUUGUUAUUACGCCUCGCAUUUGCAGCAUCUCAUAAGGUCGCAGCGCGAGGAGUUGCUGAUGGAGGCACCUAAGGCGGAGGUGGAUGUGGAGGAUGUGAAGGAUGAUGACGAUGAAGAUGAAUUAUCUAUGCUGAAGGAGCCACCUAAGGUGGUGCUGGAGGCAGUGGAGGAGGUGAAGGACGAUGACAAUGAGUCCACGCCGCCGAAGGAGGCACCUAAGGUGGUGGUGGAGGAAGUGGAGGAGGUGAAGGGCAAUGACAAUGUGGAGGAAGAUUUGUUGGGUAGUGCUGGAGAUGUUAAGAUGGCCGAGGCUGAAGAUUUUCAGGUGCAGGGAUCAGAGGAAGAAUCUCGGGUUUGUGAAUUGGAGGAGCAUAAAAUUGAAUUGAGUCUUGGGCAUGAUAAUGCAGAGAGAGUUGAAGAGAAGGUGGAGGGAGUUGAAGAAAAGGCGGAGAAGGUUGAAGAGAAGAUGGAGGUUGAGGUUGAGAAUGUUAAGGAGCGUGUUGGGGAUGAAGAUGUUAUGGAUUAUGAGCAAUGUAGGGAGGAAAGUAAGGAGCAGGAUGAGGAUGUUGUGGAUUUUGAGCAAUGUAGGGAGGAAAGUAAGGAGCAGGACGAGGGUGCGCAGUGGCUUUUGGAUGGGAAGAGCAGUUUGGGUGAUUUGGGGGAACCAUUUUUGAGGCCAUGCAAUGUGGGCGAAGUUAGGGGCUUGGUUAGUGAGGAGGAGGAGAAGAAGAGAGAAGAAGAGGAAGAAGUAGAGGAAGAAGGACAAGACGAAGAAGAGGAAGAGGAAGAAGAAGAAGAAGAAGAAGAAGAAGAAGGUGAACGGGAGGUUGGUGGGUUCAAUCUUUCGCCCAAGUGCAAUCCGCUAGACAGUUUGGCUCCGGGGGGGAGUCUAAUUCCGGAUAUGCACAUGCCUUUUAGCUCGGGGUUGGAAAUCCGUGAUCAUUUGGCAGUUGACUUUUUGUCGUCUAGGGAUGAUAGUAGGUUACUGUCUGCUGGUACGUCACUUUUUGGUAAUGCUAACAAGAGGGGGAUUGAUCAUGAGAAUGAUAACAUUCAUAACUCUUUUAAUGGUGGUAAUAAGAGGUUGAGGAGUGACGGGUCAUGGGAUGGUAAAGCAACUGACUUUGAUAUGUGUAUGGAGCAAAUACAACAUUGGAUGGGGAAAACUAGGACAGUGUAUGCAGCAAAAGAACAGGCUUGUGCGGAAGCUACUGUGAAUCAACAGUUCCUACUGAAUGAGUUGCAGCAGCGAGAAACCAUGAUUGAUCACUUGCGCACUGUUAAGUUUGAAGAGCAACAGAAGAGACAAGUGGAGGUGUACCGGCUCGAGCGUGAGCUUUUUUUGAUGGGAAAUCUAUUAGAGGGUUAUAGGAAGGCCUUGAAAGAAACGAAUAGGGCAUUUUCUGAAUACAGGGCACGCUGCCCGCAGCCUGAAGAGCCACUUUACAAGGAUGUUCCUGGAUCUGGAGGGCUUGUUUUGAGCACCAUGGAACUGGAAAAGCGACGCCUGAAGCAAGAAGAAGAAGACAGGAUGAACCGUUUGCUGAUCGAGAGGAAAGUUAAAGACUUUGAAGGAGGAUGGGUUCAUAAAUUUGAAUCACAUUCUGAGGCGGUUAAUUUGCUUGGUAAUAGGUUGCUGGAUGUUGAGAAUCGAGUGAAAGUAGUUAAGGAGUCUUUUGCGAAAAGUAGGGUUUCAGAAACGUCAGAAGGGGCUCCCAAUGAACCAUGCACUUCUCAGUAAGUCCUCACUUUGUGCUGUCUAAAUGUAAGAAUGUGGAGCAGCUCUUUUGUGUAAUAUAGAAGCUUCAGCUUUUUCUUCAUAUUUCGAUGGAGAUUAUAUUUAUCCAAAUCUAGUAUAUCUGUUGGCCUCUUGAAGUAGUGAUAGGGACCUGUUAUGUUUAGUAGACUACUAGUAUUACGAGUACUGCUUUUAUUAAGUAUAGAACACAUGAUUCAUGUUCA
Messenger RNA from Quercus robur (English oak), 3044 nucleotides. RefSeq lists its product as uncharacterized. NCBI's taxonomy places the organism in Eukaryota, Viridiplantae, Streptophyta, Magnoliopsida, Fagales, Fagaceae. The transcript has a single exon. The record is from RefSeq and is a predicted model, not a curated record. The coding region runs from base 244 to 2823 and encodes 859 amino acids.